Molecule: messenger RNA, 964 nt
Organism: Notechis scutatus (mainland tiger snake)
Lineage: Eukaryota; Metazoa; Chordata; Lepidosauria; Squamata; Elapidae
Gene: VPS29
Product: VPS29 retromer complex component
Biological process (GO): retrograde transport, endosome to Golgi
Cellular component (GO): retromer complex
Source: RefSeq, a predicted model, not a curated record
GCUGUAGUGGCCGCUUUUGGCUCUUCUCGGUUUCCGUAGUCAGCACUUCCGGCCUUCUGGGUUGGGCUCACCGGAAGCGGCGGAAAGUGGGGGGGAACCAAAGCAGCGGCCAAAAUGGCUGGGCACAGAUUGGUGUUAGUGCUGGGCGACCUUAAUAUUCCUCACCGCUGUAACAGCCUGCCGGCUAAAUUCAAAAAACUGCUGGUUCCGGGCAAAAUCCAGCACAUCCUUUGCACCGGGAACCUCUGCACGAAGGAGAGCUAUGACUACCUCAAGACCUUGGCUGGCGACGUUCAUGUUGUGAGAGGAGAUUUUGAUGAGAACCUGAACUAUCCCGAACAGAAAGUGGUCACUGUGGGGCAGUUUAAGAUCGGGCUGAUCCACGGCCAUCAAGUCAUUCCCUGGGGCGACGUGGCCAGCCUCGCUCUCCUCCAGAGGCAGUUUGACGUCGACAUCCUGAUUUCAGGCCACACGCACAAAUUCGAGGCAUUUGAACACGAAAACAAGUUCUACAUUAACCCAGGGUCAGCCACGGGGGCCUACAGUGCUUUGGAAAACAACAUCAUCCCUUCCUUUGUGCUGAUGGACAUCCAGGCCUCCACAGUUGUCACCUACGUCUAUCAGCUGAUCGGCGACGAUGUCAAAGUGGAAAGAAUCGAGUACAAGAAAUGUUGAAAGCAAGUGGGCCUCCCCUAACUCGCCCCAACCUUUUUUGCAAUAUGUACCCAACAGUCCGUAGUGUUUGCAGCCUUGUGAGUUGACAAGGCGGCUUCUCUUAGCUUGUCGUAGGCAACUAAGUUUACAGCCCCUGACUUCUGACAUCUGCCUUGGUUUAAUUUUUUGUUUUUUUCUCCCCUUUGGGCCCCCAAAAUGGCUCCUGCUUGUAAAUACUACUCAACGUGCGCAGCAGAAUUCUACCUGUUCAUGUGAACUGUUGUAUAAUAAAGACGUUAUUCAAUUUCAA